Drosophila ficusphila is the source of this 4649-nucleotide messenger RNA. It is a transcript of the gene otk, whose product is annotated as tyrosine-protein kinase-like otk. The coding region runs from base 909 to 4010 and encodes 1033 amino acids. Gene Ontology annotation, cellular component: plasma membrane; axon. The record is from RefSeq and is a predicted model, not a curated record. Lineage: Eukaryota; Metazoa; Arthropoda; Insecta; Diptera; Drosophilidae. Gene Ontology annotation, molecular function: protein tyrosine kinase activity; cell-cell adhesion mediator activity; ATP binding. The transcript is spliced from 7 exons. Gene Ontology annotation, biological process: dendrite self-avoidance; homophilic cell-cell adhesion; protein phosphorylation.
GCGCGUGCAGUUCGGUUCGAUUUGGUUUGAUUCCUUGGACAUAAAGCGAUAGCCCGCUACGUUCCAUUCGAUACGUUCUGAGUUUUCCGAGUUUCCCCCGACCAGAAAUCACCCACCGAAAGCCGGUUCGGGAUGCGCUGCCAAGGAUGCAGCUGAUGCGGCCAGGCUAUUGUAUCUUUGGGAUACAAAUUAAGUUGAUUUGUUGCGCUCGCGUUCUCUUGGGUAAUUGAACCCCGGGUUCCUUGUGCCGCGGUCUUCGAGCAUUUCACCGGGAUUGCAUUUUGUGUAUCUAGAUACCUUUGUCGGUAUCCGUCGCUUGUCAAUCUGCUCGCUGAUAAAAAGCAAACGCAGCGCGACCACGAAACAUAAACCACCAACAACAACGACAACGACAAAACGACAACGGGAAAAUAAAAGUAACAACUGCGAACAGGGCAAGUGGCGUAUCUUUUUUGUGUGGCCUAUCUCCUCCGCUCGGUGUUCGGUGAUAAAUGCAUUUCAUGCGUUCCAACUAUGUAAAUAGCAAUUUAAUUUGAGUGUCCACAGUAAACAUCGAAAAAAAAAAACCGCCCUGGACUCCGAGGUACUCCCAAGUACCACCCCCGUAAAACCCCCACCCAUCGGAAAACCCCCAGUAAGCUGCCCUGGAAAAAGGGCAGUCGUCGUCGGAUUCAUUGGAUUCGUCGUCUGCGGCAUCCAAAUAUUGAAUAUUUACAAAUGCGUUGAGUGCACUUUCGAGUGGCCGGCACUUACAGCGACUCUUCGUUCGGUGAAUGUGUGCGAGUGUAUUCAUCGGAUUGCCAGCCCCAUAAAACUCCGAUCCGAUUCCGAUCCGAUACGCGAGUGUUCAUAUUUUGGUGUCGCUAAUUGAGAGUCGAGGUGUUGAAGUGAGUGCAGGAUAUACGCAAAUGGCUGCCAGGAUGAUCUCAAUUUACUGCCUGGCCAUCGCUUUGAUGAUGGCUCCCGUUUUUGCCGGCUCGUCGCGCUUCCUUCGAUUGCCACAAAGCCAGUCGGUGGUGGAGAACGAGUCCGCGGACUUCGAGUGCGAAUCCACGGAUCCCUACAGCGAACUGCACUACGACUGGUUGCAUAAUGGUCAUCGGAUUGCGUAUGACAAGCGUGUCUAUCAAAUCGGCUCCAAUUUGCAUAUCGAGGCGGUGCAGCGAGCGGAGGAUGUCGGCGACUAUGUUUGCAUCGCGACAAAUUUGGCCAGCGGCGCCAGGGAGGCGUCUCCGCCCGCCAAAUUGAGCGUGAUAUAUCUGGAAUCUGCCAGCGUGCAGCUGUUGGGCAAUAAUCGCAAUGAGCUGCUGCUGAAGUGCCACGUGGAAGGAGCCUCCGGGGACCUGCAGCCACUGGAGAUCGAAUGGUAUCGCAACAGCGCCAAGUUGAGCAGCUGGAGGAACGUCCAGUUGGAUCAGCAUCGCCUGAUAGUCCGCCAACCAGGAUCCGAGGACGACGGUCUGUACCGCUGUACCGCUUCGAAUGCAGCGGGUCGAGUGAUGAGCAAGCAGGGCUACGUCUACCAGUCGAAUGUGAAGUGCCUGCCCAGAUUGCCGAGGAGAAAGAACCAGAAGAUGCUGGAGUCCUGGGACAAGCAGACCUUCCUCUGCCGCGGAAAGCGAGGAGGAUCUGGAGGGUUAGAAUCCCUUCCCGCUGCUCCAGAAGAUCUUCGUAUUGUUCAGGGACCCUCCGAGCAUGUGGUCAUCAAGGAAGGAGAACCCACUGCCUUGACCUGUCUCUACGAACUUCCCGAUGAACUGCAAAACCAACGAAUUCAACUUCGCUGGCGGAAAGAUGGCAAACUGCUGCGGCAAGUGGAACUCGGCGAUUCGCUGCCCAUUCCAGGACACUCCUCUGAUUCUGGGAAGGAUGCUCUGCUGAGAGAGGACGCCAGACUGGUGCUCCACAAGCAGAAUGGCACCCUGAGCUUCUCCAGCAUCAUUGCCAGCGAUGCGGGUCAGUACCAGUGUCAGCUGCAACUGGAGGCCCAUGCUCCGGUCAACUCUUCUCCUGGAGUCCUCGAGGUCAUCGAACAGCUGAAGUUUGUGCCACAGCCCACGUCCAAGAAUCUCGAGUUGGAUGCAGUGGUGGCCAAGGUGCACUGCAAGGCACAGGGAACUCCAACGCCACAAGUUCAGUGGAUAAGGGAUGGUUCUAAUACCUCUUUACCCGACCAAGUGGAAAUGGACGCCAAUGGAACGCUGAUUUUCAGGAAUGUGAACUCGGAGCAUCGGGGCAACUACACCUGCUUGGCCAGCAACACCCAAGGUCAGAUCAAUGCCACGGUGGCCAUCAAUGUGGUGGUCACUCCCAAGUUCAGUGUGCCGCCAGUGGGUCCAAUUGAGACCUCCGAACAGGGAACCGUGGUGAUGCACUGCCAGGCGAUCGGUGACCCCAAACCGACGAUUCAGUGGGACAAGGACCUCAAGUAUCUCAGUGAGAACAACACGGAUCGGGAGAGGUUCAGGUUCCUGGAGAACGGCACCCUGGAGAUCCGGAAUGUCCAGGUGGAGGAUGAGGGCAGCUAUGGUUGCACCAUUGGAAACAGUGCGGGAUUAAAGCGAGAAGAUGUCCAAUUGUUGGUUAAAUCAAAUGGAGAUGGCUUUGCUCCCGAGGAAUCCGGUGGAGAUGGCUUCCUGGUCACCCGAGCUGUUCUGAUCACCAUGACUGUGGCUCUGGCCUACAUAGUUCUGGUUGUGGGUCUGAUGUUGUGGUGUCGCUAUCGUCGACAGGCCAGAAAAGCCCGACUGAACGAACUAAGUACCAAAGAAGCUGGUGGAGAUCAACCGGAUGCCGCGGCAAAUGGCAAAGGAUCGGAGCAGGAACCCUGCCUCUCCAAGCAGCACAAUGGUCACAGCAAGUCGAGGUCCAAGUCCAGUGGAGAUGCCCAGAAAUCCGAUGACACCGCCUGCAGUCAGCAGUCGAGAGCCUCCAAGAAAUCAGCUCAUAUUUACGAGCAACUGGCUCUGCCAAGAUCCGGACUCAGCGAACUCAUUCAGAUUGGACGCGGUGAAUUCGGGGAUGUAUUUGUGGGAAAACUAAAGGCCACCCUGGUGACCUCACCCACGGACAAGGAUGCGGAUACGGAGAAGCAGCACAGCAAUAGUGAAAAUGGAAGUGGAGGCAGUGGAAGUGGCAGCACCACAUUGAGUACUUUGAAUGAGAAGCGCCGCUCCAAGACCUCCAUGGAUGACAUCGAGGAGAUCAAGGAGGAGGAGCAGGAGCAGCCGGACCAAACAGGACUCGAGCAGUUGGUCCUGGUAAAGGCCCUCAACAAAGUGAAGGAUGAACAGGCCUGCCAGGAGUUCCGUCGGCAAUUGGAUCUCCUGCGCGGCAUUUCCCACAAGGGAGUGGUGCGUCUAUUCGGCCUCUGUCGCGAAAAGGAUCCGCACUACAUGGUGCUGGAGUACACCGAUUGGGGCGACCUCAAGCAGUUCCUGCUGGCCACCGCCGGAAAAGUGAACACAGCCACCGCAGGCAGCUCCUCGCCUCCACCUUUAACCACCAGCCAGGUUUUGGCCGUGGCCUACCAAAUCGCCAGGGGAAUGGACGCCAUCUACAGAGCUCGGUUUACCCAUAGGGAUCUGGCCACUAGGAACUGCGUGAUCUCGAGUGAGUUUAUCGUGAAGGUCUCCUAUCCGGCUCUCUGCAAGGACAAGUACAGUCGGGAGUACCACAAGCACCGAAACUCACUGCUCCCUGUUCGCUGGUUGGCACCCGAGUGCAUCCUGGAGGACGAGUACACCACAAAGAGCGACAUCUUCGCCUACGGAGUGGUGGUGUGGGAGCUCUUCAACCAGGCCACCAAGCUGCCCCACGAGGAACUGACCAACGAGCAGGUGGUGCAGCGAUCGCAGGCCGGAACCUUGGAGUGGUCGGUGGCCGAGGCGACUCCUGACAGUCUCCGUGAAAUACUGUUGUCCUGCUGGGUGUCCAAUCCCAAGGAGCGGCCCUCGUUCAGCCAACUGGGAGCUGCUCUCAGCAAGGCGAUGCAGAGUGCCGAGAAAUGAGGCCAGACUGAGCGAGCAAAUGCCAAAAAGUAAUUCGUAGUAUUGUCCUUAGUGUCUGCCCGAGUAUUCUCCCCGCUAGUUUAGACUUAAGACUUAAGUUUCGAAGGAUGUCUGCGUAUGGGCGCCUGUUCAACAUGCGUACUUAACCGAUGGCUACAUUUUGACAGUAACUGUACAAACAGAAUAUACUAUAUAUUUGAAUUUGAAUGGGGAUAUCUUCGAGAAUAGUAUUUGCGUGGUGCUGCAUAUGAGGAUGCAGCUAAAAUGUAAAUAGAAACUGCCACAAUCAAGCAUUUAUACCAGUUGAAGCAUUUCUAGGAUUAGAGCAUUUUAACCUUCAUCUGCAUUUUAUAAUCCACUCUUAAGCUAAAUUAGUACGUAUAAAUACACACACAAAGCAUCACACACACACACACAACGAGCGAUUUCGGUGUUUUCAAACAUUGAAUUACUAAGCCAAAUUUUAAGUUUAGCAUCGAAUAAAAUAGAAACACACCCACAUAUUUUAUCAUACGCCUAGUUAUAUACAUUUAAGUGCAUAAGGAAAACCAGCCGAAACAAAUUUAUGACUAGCCAUUUAAGCUUUGAUGCAUGUUUACAAAACAUUUAAAUAAGCCCGAAUAAAUAAAUUUAACCAAA